This is a messenger RNA of Lathyrus oleraceus (garden pea), 2022 nucleotides long. Its product is annotated as glutathione gamma-glutamylcysteinyltransferase 3. The record is from RefSeq and is a predicted model, not a curated record. NCBI's taxonomy places the organism in Eukaryota, Viridiplantae, Streptophyta, Magnoliopsida, Fabales, Fabaceae. The transcript is spliced from 7 exons. The coding region runs from base 250 to 1740 and encodes 496 amino acids. Gene Ontology annotation, molecular function: metal ion binding; glutathione gamma-glutamylcysteinyltransferase activity. Gene Ontology annotation, biological process: phytochelatin biosynthetic process; response to metal ion; cellular detoxification of cadmium ion.
GUAUAAAAAAUGAUAUUUUUUUGUAAUGAGGAUUUUUAUGAUAUCUUAAACAUGGUAAAGCUCUUGUGGUGCUUUCAUAUCUUAUAAUUAUGAAUCUCUUUGUAUUGUCCUAUUCUUGGUUCAUCUCAUACCUCAAAUAAGCUUCCGAUCCAAGCAAGGUAUAUAUAUAUAUAUAUAAAACACGAAACAAGAACGAAAGUUGACGAAGAACAAGAGGAAUUGAAAAACUGCAUCAAUCAGAGUUUAUGCAUGGCAAGCGCGGGUAUAUACCGCAGAACCCUCCCUCCCCCGUCAAUUGAGUUUUCAUCACCGGAAGGAAAGAAAAUCUUCACCGAAGCUCUUGCGAAGGGGAAAAUGGAGGGUUUCUUCAAGUUAAUUUCAUACUAUCAGACUCAAUCAGAGCCUGCUUUCUGUGGUUUAGCCACUCUUUCUGUUGUCCUCAAUGCUCUUGCUAUUGAUCCCGGUAGAAAAUGGAAAGGUCCUUGGAGGUGGUUUGAUGAUACAAUGUUGGAUUGCUGUGAGCCUUUGGAGAAGAUUAAGUCACAAGGCAUUACAUUCGGAAAAGUUGCGUGCUUGGCUCGAUGUAAUGGAGCUAAAGUUGAAGCUUUUCGAUCGGAUCAGAGCAACAUUGAUGAUUUUCGCAACCGUGUAAUUUCAUGUUCUUCUUCUGAGGAUUGUCAUGUCAUUGUCUCUUACCUCAGGACUCCACUUAAUCAGACUGGAACUGGGCAUUUUUCACCGCUUGGAGGAUAUCAUGCUGAAAGGGAUAUGGUCCUGUUAUUGGAUGUUGCUCGAUUCAAAUAUCCUCCUCACUGGGUUCCCGUUACCAUUCUUUGGAAUGCAUUGAAUACCAUCGAUCAAGAUACAGGACAACAUAGGGGGUACAUGAUUAUUUCAAGGCUUAACAGGGCACCAUCAAUACUUUAUACUGUGAGUUGUAGACAUGAAGGUUGGAGCAGUGUUGCCAAAUUUCUAACUGAAGACGUUCCUCUUAUUCUAAAAUCAGAGAAUCUAAAAGAAAUUCCAGAAGUGCUCUCUGUUGUAUAUAAAUCUCCUCCUAGUGAAUUGAGGGAGUUUAUCACAUGGAUUGCUGAGGUUCGUAGGCAAGAAGACGGGAAUCUCACAUUGAGCGAGGAGGAGAAAGGAAGGCUAGCAAUCAAGGCAGAUGUACUGGAACAAAUUCGGUCAACUGAACUCUUUAAACACGUGAUCAGGUGGUUGGAUUCAGAAAGAUCAUGCUGUGAUACCAUUGCAAACCUCGGUGACAGAGAUACGUUGUCAGCGCUUGCAGCACGUGUUUGCUGCCAGGGGGCGGAUCUCUUGACUGGUUGUCGUUUGUCGGGCGGAAAAUGCUGUAGUAAAAUAGAUGUAAAGCAUCUGAAUGUUGAUAGUGAAAAUCCAGUAACGUUGAUUUCCGGAACUGUUACUACAACUGGAGGCAGUAGUGGACAAGGAGUUGAUGUAUUGGUUCCUUUGUGUCAAAGGAAGCCGAGUAGCUUAUGUCUCUGUAAUGAGGGUCAGUGCAUUGGAAUGCACCCAUCUACUGCCGAUGUCUUAACAGUGCUUUUAUUCGCCUUGCCCUUGCAUACAUGGUCUGGCAUUAAAGACGAAAAGCUGCGUGUUGAAGUUGCGAGUCUUCUAACAACUGAAGAUCUCCCUCCCUUACUUUCGGAGGAGGUUUUGUUCUUGCGAGAGCAACUUCACUUUCUCAUGACUGAUAAUGGUGCUCCUUCUACCUGAUGAUACUCUUAAUUUUAACUAAUGUAUCGGGUUCCACAAUAAAGUUACAUUCGACCCGGUUUAAGCAUUGGAUAUUUAUUGAACUUGGGUUCAAUGCAGCAUGUCCAUGCCGUAAUGAUCAUGUUGAACGCGCCAAAAUUCAACAAUAGUUUUACCUUUGUGUAUGGAAUUUAAAGUAAUUGGAUACACAUGAGAAGAAUAUCAUGUUGAUUGCAUUACACAUGGAAGAUGAACAUUGAUGAAAGAGUUCAAGACCCUUGAAGUAUUGGGCCUUUUAUGUGA